Messenger RNA from Cygnus atratus (black swan), 2087 nucleotides. It is a transcript of the gene FIP1L1, whose product is annotated as factor interacting with PAPOLA and CPSF1. The record is from RefSeq and is a predicted model, not a curated record. Gene Ontology annotation, cellular component: mRNA cleavage and polyadenylation specificity factor complex. Gene Ontology annotation, molecular function: RNA binding. Lineage: Eukaryota; Metazoa; Chordata; Aves; Anseriformes; Anatidae. The transcript has 18 exons. Bases 223 to 1911 code for a protein of 562 amino acids.
CGGCGGGGGAGGGGAAGCGCCGAGCAGGCGGCGGCGGCGGCGGGGAAGGGAAGGGAAGGCAGGGACGGCAAGAAGGGCCGCGCCGCGCCGGCCCUCGUUCGCACUCCCCGGCCGCCGCCUCAGCCCCCCGCGGCCGUGCUGCCCACCGGGGGCGGCGAGGAGGAGGCCGCCGCCGCACCGCCGCUACCGGGCCCGGGCGCUCGCGUCCCGCGGGCGGCGGCCAUGUCUACCGGCGAGGUGGAGCGGCUGGCGGCGGACCUCGGCGGGGGCGCCGGGGACGAGGAGGAGGAGUGGCUCUACGGCGAUGAAAAUGAAGCAGAGAGACCAGAAGAAGAAAAAACUAGUGUUCCUCCCCCACCUGGAAGUGAAGAGGAAGCCGCAGAAAAUGGCAUUGUGAAAACGAAGGUGACCGAGGCUGAGGAUGACAGUGAUAGUGAUAGUGAUGAUGAUGAAGAUGAUGUUCAAGUCACCAUAGGGGAUAUUAAAACGGGAGCUCCACAGUACAGUUACGGAGCAGCUCCUGUGAAUCUCAAUAUUAAGACAGGAGGACGAGCUUAUGGAUCUUCUUCUGGUGUAAAAGUUAAAGGGGUGGAUCUAGAUGCACCAGGGAGUAUUAAUGGCGUGCCACUUCUGGAAGUAGAUUUAGACUCUUUUGAAGAUAAACCUUGGAGAAAGCCAGGGGCUGAUCUCUCUGAUUACUUCAACUAUGGGUUCAAUGAAGAUACCUGGAAAGCUUACUGUGAAAAACAAAAGAGAAUACGAAUGGGUCUUGAAAUUUUACCAGUUACCUCAACCACAAAUAAAAUUACGGCUGAAGACAAUGCUAUGGAAGUAACACCAAGUGCAGAGAUUCUCGAUGGCAGAUACCAUCUUUUUAAGGUACAGCAGGGCAGAACUGGAAAUUUGGAGAAAGAGUUGGCAGUGCAGUCGACCAAAGCUGAUUUCACAUCUCCUCCUGCCUUAUUCAAAUCAGGAAUUCCAACAAACAGGCGAUUGUCUGGCACAAUAGAUGUGAUUGGACAGACCAUCACUAUCAGCAGGGUGGAAGGACGACGGCGUGCUAAUGAAAACAGCAACAUACAGGUUCUUUCAGAACGAUCUAAUCCUGAAGUAGACAAUUUUACCAAGCCACCUCCAUUUUUCCCUCCAGGAGCUCCACCUACCCACCUUCCACCACCUCCUUUCCUCCCACCCCCUCCAACUGUCAGUACUGCUCCACCUCUGAUUCCCCCACCAGUAUCUCUGAAUUCUUGGAAGUCUGGUAUACCAAUAACAGUACCACCACCAGGCUUUCCACCACCACCUGGCGGUCCUCCACCUUCCCUCAUACCCACGAUAGAAAGUGGACAUUCCUCUGGCUAUGACAGUCGUUCUGUUCGUGCAUUUUCGUAUGGCAGUGUCACCUUUCCGCACCUUGCAGGUUCUGCUCCUUCAUGGUCUAGUCUUAUGGAUAGCAGCAAACAGUGGGAUUACUAUGCACGGCGAGAGAAGGAUAGGGAACGGGAGAGGGAGCGAUCUCGAGAUCGGGAUCGGGAUCGAGACCGGGACCGAGACAGAGACCGAGAACGGACCAGAGACAGAGAACGGGACCGAGAUCACAGUCCGACUCCAAGCGUGUUCAACAGCGAUGAAGAACGAUACAGAUAUAGAGACUACGCAGAAAGAGGCUAUGACCGCCAUAGAACAAGCAGAGAGAAAGAUGACCGACAUAGAGAGAGAAGACACAGAGAGAAAGAAGAGACUAGACACAAGUCAUCUCGAAGUAACAGCAGACGUCGCCAUGACAGUGAAGAAGGGGACAGCCACAGAAGGCACAAACACAAAAAAUCUAAAAGAAGCAAAGAAGGAAAAGAAGCCAGCAGUGAACCUGCUCCUGAACAGGAAAACACUGAAGCUGCCCCUGUCGAAUAGGCUUGUGUGAUUUUUGCCUAUUUGCAUAUAUAUUAGUGCCGGAAAUAGAUUACUAUAAAUCUUGUUAUUUUUCUGGGUAUUAAAAUAAUUUGCUCUUAAUCUUGUUCUGUUAGUAUGAAAUCGAAGGUUACUUGGUUGGUUUUUUUGAAAAUAAAAGAAUAAAUUUUUCAUGUUAA